UUGGCACUGUAUAAAUAAAACUGAAUGGAAUUCAGUUGAUGAAAUGAAGCACCAGUUCUCUGAUAUGUCCCUGUUCUGAUCUGGUCCAGAUUAAAGGGUCUUGGUCCACCAAGCGAGGGAAGGAUAACUACAACCCCUACAGCUACGGGAACAUCCUGACCAACUGCUGUGCUGCCCUCUGUGGACCUCUGCCCCCCAGUUUGAUUGACAGGAGAGGUCUGAUCCGAUCUGACAUGCCGCAGACCAUCUCCCAGUCCAAUGGCACCAGCAACAGCAACUACACCUCUACUCAGCUCCACAGUCACACGUGUGAUCAGGAUCAGUGCAUCCAGAGCACCAAGUUUGUCCUGCAGGCUGCCACCACACCUCUGCUGCACAGUGACCCCAUUGUUCUGGCCCCACUGCCCGGUAAAACCACCACACUGGGGGGCCCUUGUGCCCACCUGGCCCCCACCCAGCCAUCCCUGCCAUCCUGCAGUGGAGAUGUUCUGACGCUGAGAGACACUGCUGUCGACUCUCACUGCCACCACCACCUGUACCUCCAUCAUCAUCAUCACCACCACUUUGUGAGCCCGGAGGAGACGCCGUGCAUCACACCGCAGGGUGCCCUUCCCUGCCCCAACCACCUGCACCUCCAUCAUCAACCCCACCCUCCCGUCCCCUCCCCUGCUGCCCUGUACAACCCCGCCAGUCAGGACACUCUACACGAGGACUCGGUCAGAGGGCUGGUGAAGCUCAGUUCUGUCUGAACUGAACCAUGUGACCUCUAUCAGCUUGAUUGAACUUUUAAUGCCCCCCCCCCAAAAAAAAAACAAAAAAAAAAACAAAAAAACAAAACAAAAACAUAC
This is a messenger RNA of Archocentrus centrarchus (flier cichlid), 848 nucleotides long. Its product is annotated as probable palmitoyltransferase ZDHHC14. The record is from RefSeq and is a predicted model, not a curated record. Lineage: Eukaryota; Metazoa; Chordata; Actinopteri; Cichliformes; Cichlidae. Bases 234 to 749 code for a protein of 171 amino acids. The transcript is spliced from 3 exons.